AUGAUAAGAGAUACUCCAUCAUAUUCAUUAGAUAGUGGUGUUUAAAUCAAAUUUUUGUAGAAACAAAUUUGUAAACCCAUGUUUUAUAUCAAAUCACUCGUUAAAAAAAGAAAAACAAGACCUAAAAGUUAAGAGGCUAUUGAUUCUGAUUAAUAAAAUAUUACUCUUGUUCAUGGUCCUUCUAGAAGAAAAAGCUGUUAUUGUAAUGAAUGUGGAAAUAUGGGAAAGAAAUAAUUGUAAUUCAUGGAUCUAAAAUUAUCUAAAUAACCUUAAAUAAUUAAUAAAAGAGCAUAAUGUAAUAUUGAUAGAAGAUGUACACUUAAUAUUUAGAGUAUAAGUACAAAUAAAUUAAGUAUUUAAAGAUCGCAGCGUAUUUUAUCGUAGGAACACUUAAAAAAAUUCAGAAAAGGUUGAAAAUUUAAAAUCUCCUACUUAUGAUUUAGGUGAUUCAAAGAGUCCAGGAUGGUUCAUUAGAUAAAUGGUAAUGAGAAAAUCAAUAAUAAAUGUUCAAAAAUUAAUGGAGAAUUCACAUUCAAAAAAUUCUUAUUAAUAAUAAUCUAAUAAAAAGAAUAUGGGUGAGGAUUCAUUUAAUCCAAAAAGUCAAUAAACCAUACAUGUACCAACUAGUAUACGUACUUUAUAUCAAAAGUGUUAAAUAGAUAGUCCUGGUGUUAGAAUAAAGACAGUAGUAGGAUUUGAUUGUGAAAACAAUCUAACAUCACCUAAAAAUAUACCUAAAUUAUCUCCUUAUCUUAGUUUCAGAUAAAUUAAUUUCAAUUUAUUAGUACCUUUAAAAUUGAAAAGUAAUUCUUCAACAAGGAAAACAAAUAAAAAAAUAUUUUUCAAUUCUAAAGUCUAAAAUUGA
Messenger RNA from Paramecium pentaurelia, 865 nucleotides. NCBI's taxonomy places the organism in Eukaryota, Ciliophora, Oligohymenophorea, Peniculida, Parameciidae. The record is from the annotation of a GenBank genome assembly.